AUGCAAAAUCGUUUUAAAACUUUAAAUGACAUUUGUUGUGGCUAAGCGUGAAAUAUGUUAAACGCGUAUUGCAGUUAUGCGUUUUCGACAGUACAGCAAUAAUGCUGAGUGCACCGUGAUAAAAUUCCAGUAUGACAGUAUGAAACAGCAUAGAAAGAUCGCAGAUCGUUCACAACUGGUAGUGAGAGUGUUUAUAGCGCUUCUGUUGGUGACCCUUUUGACAGUGUACAACAAUGAGACCUAUAAUAUAUUUGCCAAUGUACGAUGGCAACACUUGAAGCCCAUAACAAAGUUGAUCGACAGUGAAUUAGCAAAUACAACGAUAACUACAACAAAAAUAGCAACAAUCGCCACAACUACGCGGCCAGAAGGAUAUUUGGUGUGGAAUGAAAAUUGUCAUAUGCCUUCGUUCGAUCCUUACGAACGCAAAUACAUAGAGGCUGAGGAAGAUACCCGUUACAUGAACCCCAUACCAAAUUGUACGGAAAAGCAGCCAUUAGUCAGUAAAUCCUACAACACAACACUGCAAGCCUAUGUUCUGCACAUCCAUACGGAACUAAAAGAUGAAUAUUUGAAGGGAUCAAAUGACACUGAUUAUUACUAUGCCUAUGGCAAUGAUGGCGAGGAGGAGGAGGAGGACAUUAAUUGCUGUUAUACCCCAAUUUUUCGGGAUACUGAUAAAGGCUACGCAUGGAGUAUAUGCACCCAGUUUGAGCAGGAUUUUGUGGUUCCCAUUGAUACGAAUUAUAUUCUUAUCGAGUGCAAUGGAACUGUGAAUGCUUCCACCUUUUACAAAGAUGGUAUGCAUUUUUUCCAGGAUCGUGAGGAAAUCAAGGAACGCAUCCACAAUAACACUGGCACUGCCAGACCAUUUGGCAUACUGAUGUUCGGCAUAGAUACCGUCUCGCAAUUUAAUUUCCGCCGUGUUAUGCCCUCAACCUUUGAGUACGUACGAAAUGACAGUUGGUUUGAAUUAUCUGGCUAUAAUAAGAUCGAAGACAACACAUUUCCCAAUAUAAUGGCCAUAUUGUCCGGUUUGGAUUUGCAAAAGGCCGAAGAGCUGUGCAACUACCAUGAUGAAGGUGGUAUGGACAAUUGCACCACCUUUCUUUUUAACCUGUUGCGGCAACAGGGAUUCAUAACCGCCUACUCAGAAGAUUUGAUUGAUAUUAGUACGUUCAACUAUCUAAAACCGGGGUUUAAAAACCCUCCCACGGAUUAUUACCAUCGACCUCUGCUUGUAGCCAUGGAAGAGCUACUGCCCAUCAAAAAAAUGUCUGAUGAAGCCUACUGCAUUGGUCCCCGAAGAUAUGCUGAAGUUAUAUACGACUUUGCUGUUGAAUUUGCAGAACGGUUUUUGGGUCAAUCGAUUUUCGGACUAUUUUGGACCAACAGUUUCAGUCACAACAAUUGGGCCGAUCCUGCCACCAUGGAUAAUCGUAUGGUUCAGUAUUUUCGACAUAUGGAUGAGUCUGGAAUUUUGGACAACAAUGUGGUGAUAUUGUUCAGUGAUCAUGGUGCUCGUUGGGGUUUUCUACGAAGCCAAAAGGAAGGCUAUAUCGAGGAGCGACUGCCCAUGUUUUUUAUGAGGUUACCGCAAUGGCUAAAAGAUGAAAAUCCGGAGUUUGUAAAGGCUCUAACCUUGAAUCAAAAUCGCCUCACCAGUCCCUAUGAUGUGCAUGUAACAUUAAAACAUUUGGCUAUGAUGUCCUUGGGGAAAAAUGAAUCCAUUGAUUUACCCCUCAGUUGUUCGACAUGUCAAACUCUGCUCGCAACAGUGUUGGAGGAUCGCACUUGCUCCAUGGCUGGCAUUGAAGAUCAUUGGUGUACAUGUACACCUUUCGAGACAUUGGACAAGGACUCCGAGGAAAUGGCAAAUAUCACUCAACUAGUCAUUGACGAAAUGAAUAAUUACUUAAAUCGGAGUGUUUAUGCUGAUCAGUGUGUGCCUUUGCUAUUGAAACGUGUUGUGGAAGCCAAUUUAAGAUUAGAUUUGCACCAGGACGUUCACUAUCUCCCAUUGCAGGAGUAUCGCAUGAAUUUCGAAACCAGCCCCAAUGACGCCCUAUUCGAUGCGUCAUUUCAGCAUGAUAAAGAACAGAAUACUAUUACAAUAGAUGUAACCGAAAUCAGCCGUCUUAAUCGGUACGCUGAAGACUCAAAGUGUGUAGAUGAUAACAUAGUUAAAAAAUAUUGCAUUUGUAAGGAUAGUGUUAAGGAUGAUAGUUAA
Messenger RNA from Stomoxys calcitrans (stable fly), 2230 nucleotides. RefSeq lists its product as uncharacterized. Lineage: Eukaryota; Metazoa; Arthropoda; Insecta; Diptera; Muscidae. Bases 77 to 2230 code for a protein of 717 amino acids. The transcript is spliced from 3 exons. The record is from RefSeq and is a predicted model, not a curated record.